Blepharisma stoltei is the source of this 252-nucleotide messenger RNA. NCBI's taxonomy places the organism in Eukaryota, Ciliophora, Heterotrichea, Heterotrichida, Blepharismidae. The record is from the annotation of a GenBank genome assembly.
AUGGACUAUUUUUCUCGCUACCCUAGAUUGCUCAUACACCUUGACUCGAUUCUAGCAUCAUUUAGGCUAUUUAAUAGCCCAGAAGUUCUGAAAAUUCAAGAGGCCUGGCUGUCGCCUCAUUUUCUAGCAUCUGUUUGGCCUAAUGGUCUUACAGUAUCAAGCACAGGAAGAGAUAAAACACAAUGAAUGAAAGAUGCUGAGUGGCCUUGCCAUUUCUUGCCUAUCAGAGAUAGAUCAUGUACAAAAACUUAA